GGUUUAACAAAGCCCUAAACCAGUAAACCACCAUCAACGGCACCAUAUCCUUCCCGACCGGGAAUUGCAAAAUUGAUUGCUGUCUUCAGAGAAGGAAAAAAAAAAUGAUCAGAGGCGGUAGAAGCUACGUAUCAUCACCUCCGGCUUUCUCCAACGACGUCAAGAGACUUCUCGUUUGUACCGGCAAUGCCGUCUCCAUCUUCAGCACCUCUACUGGCUUACAGAUUGCGUCCCUGGAAGGUCACACAGACCUUGUCACAACUGUGAUAGUCGUGCCGGCGACAAGUCAAGCGACUCGGAGAUUGUGUUACUGCUGGACGGCCUCGCUCGACGGGACCAUUCUGUAUUGGGAUUUUUCCGUGCCGGAGGUGGUGAAGAAAGUCGAUAUCCGGUUCCCUAUUCACUCCAUGGUAAUUCCAUCUAUACUAGGCCAACCAGCUGAAAGCAAUAAGAAGGAACCUAAGCUUUUCGCUUAUGUCUCUAUUGAAGAUGCAAGAAAGCUAGCAGAUGGUUCCACAGCUUUACAUGGACAUAUUAAGAAGUGUAACUUAACUGACUCACGUCUGGGAAUAACUUUGGCAGAGACAAAUAGGCCAGAGUUUAUCACUAUUAGUUCUAUGGGAAAGUUCUUUGGUAUUCGAGACAAGCGCAAAAUUCGUAUAUGGAAAGUCCCAGCACUGGAUGCUGCAAGUGUGGAGAUUAAGAAAAUGACACUACAUCAUACAAAGAAAAUGACGGUUCUUACAUUUCAUCCUACUCAGAAUAUUAUAGCUGCAGGUGAUGUGUCGGGGAGAAUUUUAAUUUGGAGGGGCUUUGGUAAUACAACUUUUGCUCUUGGCAAUGGUAUGGUGGAUGGAAGUUCAAUAAAUAACACUGAAGAACGACCUGGGGUGAGGGGGAAUGAUGAUGCUGAUUCCUGCUCAACAUGGCAUUGGCACCCUUCUGAAGUUACUGUAUUGUCUUUUUCCUCUGAUGGGGCAUAUUUGUAUUCAGGUGGAAAGGAAGGAGUUCUUGUUGUCUGGCAGAUGGACACUGGAAAAAAGAAAUUUUUACCUAGAAUCGGUUCUCCCCUUCUAUAUUUUACAGCUUCCUCAGAUCCAACACAUUGCUCUAUAUCUUGUGCAGAUAAUCAAAUCCAUCUUGUAAAGACACCCUUAAUGGAAAUUAUCAGGUCCAUUUCCGGGAUUAAGCUUCCUUGGUCAUCCCCAGAGUUAUAUAGCAAUGUUUAUAAUAAAGUCAGCUUCAAUCAAAAUGAUGGUCUAGUUGCCUUACCUACAGAGAGAUAUUGUAUCCAGCUUUACAGCCUAUAUGAUGACCGUGAAAUAUCUGAGGUUCAAGUUUGCGAGAGAAACCAUCAACCAGGUGAUGAUGUCACGGUAGUAGUCACUUUAGUAUCUCUUUCCCCAGAUGGCUCUAUGAUGAGUACUGCUGAAGUAAAACUCGCUGAAGAGGGCCUAGGAGGGAUUGUUUGUCUUAAGUUUUGGUCUUCUGAAGAACAGAAUAAAGAUUUCAGCUUAACCACCAUUGUUUAUGAACCUCACAGGGACGCAGGCAUUUCUGCUGUUGCUUUCCACCCUACCAAGCAUAUGGCUGUUAGCUCAUCAUAUGGUGGGGACUUCAAGGUUUGGGUUUGCAGAGAUGGGAUUCGGCAGGGGAAUGAGAUACUUCAGAACUCCAGCUGGACUUGUCAUGCCGUUGGGUCGUAUAAGAAAAAGCCAAUGACAGCAGUGGCAUUUUCUGGCGAUGGUUCUGUUCUGGCUGUUGCUGCGGAAACUGUGAUUACGUUGUGGGACCCAGACAAGAAUGUUAUUGUGGCCGUAAUGGGCGAGGCUAUCAUGCCAAUUGUGAACCUCUCUUUCGUUGGUAAUUCAGAGUAUCUUGUUGCUGCAUCUUGGGGUUCUUCUAAACCGCAACUAUCUGUUUGGAGUAUGUCAAAGCUGUCAGUGUCUUGGUCAUACAAGCUUCAUGUUGAAGCUCUAGCAUGUGCCACGGAUUCGUCUUCUUUUGCUGCUCUUGCCCUUUGUCCUGAACCAAAGAAAGACGCCCAAUCUGAUAAUUCUAUGGUUCAAGGAGGUGAUGGAUUAAUCUUAUUAUUCAAUGCAGUGGAUCCCAUUCCUGUGGCCACCUGGUCUGUAAGAAAGGCCAAAGGAGGAGCUCUUUCUUUCAUUCAAAUGACUAAAUCCUCUGCGGAAGAGAAAUCAUCAGAUGGGAAAGCCACUCAAGUAAUGCUUGCAUAUGUAACAAGCGAUCAUGAGUAUGUUCUCUUUGACCCGUAUGACACAGAAGCACAUGGACUUGGCAUGAUCCACAGGGAUGGUGUUGCUGCCUCUGAGGAAAAUAGAAAUUUUGGGUAUGCAUCCAUCUACGGGGAGCUCCCAGAAUUUGAUGUGAAGAGCAAGCAAAAAUUUUCAGUUCCCUCUGUACCAUCGGAGAGACCUUGGGAAACCAUAUUCAGUGGAUCCUCACAUGCCCUUCCACCGCUUAAGAAAUUGUGUUCACCAUUUCUAGAAUCAUUGAUGGAGAAAAGAAAAGCUGUUAUAGAGUGAAUCCGGGGAAUGCUAUAGGCAAGUGUUCUUUUCUCAACUUAGUUUCGCCAGAUUUCAGAGAACAAGACCAUGUUUCUUACUCAGGCUCGAGGCAAGGAUGCUGCAUGAAUAUGCGAGCAGUUUGAUGGUAAACAUCAGAAACUAUUGUCGGUUCGCGGAGAAAGAAAUAUAAUAUCUCUCAUUUAGAAGUGAUGAUGUUUUAAGGUUUGUUGUCCAUGGGCAAAUGAGAGAUUCGUUUUUCACACUUAAGAGCUAAUGCUGUAGGAAUAUUACCUUCAUAGCAGAGAAUUUUGUAACGGCACUUGGAAAAUUUUGCAUGUUAUGAAAGUCGAGUAUUAAUAUU
This is a messenger RNA of Tripterygium wilfordii, 2889 nucleotides long. RefSeq names its product WD repeat-containing protein 75. Gene Ontology annotation, molecular function: protein binding. Lineage: Eukaryota; Viridiplantae; Streptophyta; Magnoliopsida; Celastrales; Celastraceae. The record is from RefSeq and is a predicted model, not a curated record. The coding region runs from base 105 to 2546 and encodes 813 amino acids. The transcript is spliced from 16 exons.